Heterotrigona itama is the source of this 513-nucleotide messenger RNA. Lineage: Eukaryota; Metazoa; Arthropoda; Insecta; Hymenoptera; Apidae. The record is from the annotation of a GenBank genome assembly.
AUGUCUAAAAGCAAACUUCACCAUCAAGUUGACAGUGGCAUUGUCGCAGUGAAAAGCAAAGUAAUUGACUUUUUAAUUCAUCCUUUACAUUAAACAAGAAAAAGCUUCAUAUAACAAUAUUUAAAUAUUCUUUCUUUUUUCACUUGAAUAUUUUAGUUUGAUGCAGAUAUCCUAAGGUUCUCAGUCAACCGUAAUGAAGCAAUUAAUUAUGAAGAUUUUAGAAAGUUAUUGGCUGAGCGACAUGAUAUUGGACUUGAUUUAAAUUUUCUCAUAUGGUACACAGAUCCUACAGAUGGUGAUUUAUUACCCAUUAACAAUGACAACAAUUUGGCGAGGGCUUUACUAGCUGCAAAACCUUUGCUUAGAAUUUUUAUUCAAAGAAAAGGAGAUGGAAUAGAAGAGAUAAAUGGAUAUGGAACAAUGAAACCAAAAAAUUUGAUAUCAAGUAUUCUUGGUGGCACCCCUGGAAAACCAAAAUCAUUGGCUAUAUCUAAUCCACAUGAUUUUAGGCAG